AUGUCUUCAUCCUUGCCUCCAAGAGCAGAUGUUGCCUACGAUGAGAAACACGAGUUGACGGGUCAGUUAUCAGACUCAAAGACACCUGAUGCGCUCACGGGCUUGGACGAAGCACAGCCAGUGAAGACUCCCAUCUUCGCCUUCAAGCUGUGGACCUGCAUAUCCGACCUGAUCGAAUUGGACGCCCGCAUGCCUUGGUUGAGCGGAACGCUCUCGAUGCUUCAGCUCGGAGCUAUGAAAGGUCCAGGCCGGGUCGCCGCCCUAAACGGACCCAUGGACAGACGAACUCACGUCACACCGCAUGAGUUUCAAGUCACUUGA
Colletotrichum chrysophilum is the source of this 321-nucleotide messenger RNA. RefSeq lists its product as uncharacterized. NCBI's taxonomy places the organism in Eukaryota, Fungi, Ascomycota, Sordariomycetes, Glomerellales, Glomerellaceae. The transcript has 2 exons. The record is from RefSeq and is a predicted model, not a curated record. The coding region runs from base 1 to 321 and encodes 106 amino acids.